CCGGUUGACGCCGCCCGGCCGCCAUGUUGGAUGCGGGCAGGACGGCGGCCUCAAGGGCCCGCACCGAGCGGGACUGGAGCUGCACAUCCCCUCCCGCCGUUCCCGCCCGCGCCAAGGCUGACGGUCCGGCCGCCCCCCGCCGAUCGUUCCGCCCUCCACGCCGGGCCCCUCCUGGCCGCCAGCUUGGCCCAGCCCCCGGGAUUAGUGAGGGCGCGGCCUAAGCCUCUUUGCUGCCGCCGCCGCCCCCGGGAUGGCCCGGCAUGGACGCCGGCGGCGCUGAGCGGAGCGGCGAAGAGCUCUGCCUACAGGUGGGCGACGCGGGCCUGGGCGGCCUCAUCCUGCUGCUGCUGACGGCGCGGCCGGGACCGGGCAAUGGGGCUGCCCGCGGAGAGCCCCCCGAGCCCGGCGGGUCGCGGGGGCCCCUGGCRCGCUCCCUGCAGCGGGCAGAGGCCAUGCUACGCAGCUGUGUCACACCGGGGCUGCGGCGCCUGCUGUCCCCGCGGUCAGACCGGCGCGGUGACGGCGAYGAUGACGAUGAGGAGGACGAGGAUGAAGCAGCGUCCAUCGUGGUCCCGCUGGAGCAAAGCUUCCUGGGGCUGCGCCGCUGCCUCUGUGUCUGGGAGGACCCUCGCACCGAGACUUUCCAGGGACACGUGCGACCCCAUCCCGGUGGCGCCGGUGACUUCUCCGAGGACGCGGUGCGACAGCGUGUGGGAGAGCGCGGCGCGUCCCUGCACGGCCUGCUGCAGCACCGCCACCAGCUCCGCCUGGCCCGUGACUUCACCCGACGCCUCAAGGCCUCCUCCGACUUUGUGCGGCAGCUGCUGGCGCUGCCGGGGCCCGGAGAGCCCGGAGACCCCACGCCGGCGCUGCGGGAGCUGUGCCUGGAGCUGCGGGCGCACGCGGGGCACUGGGCCGCGCUGCUGCGGCGGCUGCGGGCGGACGCGUGGCUGCGGGCGCUGCCGCGGCGCCGGGGCGAGGCCGUGCUGCACAUGCGGUGGGCGCUGCUGCUGCCCGCCCUGAUGGCCGCACGCCUGACCGGACAGCACAUCGAGGGACGGCUGCGGGAGCUCGGCCACCCCAGCAUCCCUGCCCCGACCUCUGAGUGCCUAGCUGACCUCUUCCAGGGGCUGGAGAUCUACAACCGUGUGGUGCAGGGGCUGGCWGAGGAGCUGGGCCCCGAGGUGAAGGUCCCCAGCAUCUUCACAGUGGGUGAUGUGCUGCGGCUGCUGGCAGCCAAGCGCGGCCAGGCUGUAGCCCAGAGGCUUCACAACCUCCUGUGGCCCCGGGAGGGGGACAUCAGGGAUGGACAUGUCUGCUGGGAGGACGUGGUGGUGCCGUGGACACCAGAGCACAGUGCUAUGGGGAUGGGCAUGGAGACAGACACUGAACCUUCUGGAGCAGAGGUGCCACCAGGGCUGGCGGCUGAGCUGCAAGCACUGUGCCAGGAGGAUGAGGAGCUGAUGGGACACGUUUUUGGGGCACUGGUGGCCUCAGCUGACAGCCUGUGGCAGCCAGUGCUGUCCGAAAGUCCCGAACCCCUGGGGCUGACCCCAGGACUGCGGCCGGGCAGUGCAGGUGGCUGGAAGGCCGUGCGGUGGCUGGACGCUGCCCGCGGCCCCGCAGCCACCGUGCUGAGUGCCCGGUACCGCUUGCUGCUCUGGGAGGCUGCUGGCUCUGCGCUGGAGGACAGCCUGGGCACCCCUCCUGCCACCCCCAGUGCCACYGUCACCGCGGCACAGGAGCUGAGCCGUGCACUCGCUGUGGCCCGUGUGCCCCCCCAGUGCCAGGAGGAGCUGGGGAGGCUCUGCCUGCGCCUGCUGUGCCGGAGCGUCCUCUGCAGCUUGGACACAGAUUUUACCCGUGCUCUGGGCUCGGGGCUGUCAGACAAGUGCUUGGAGGUCCCAGGAGGCCCCCCAGGGCCGGCAUGCAGCCGCACAGCCCAGCAGCUCCGGCRCCUCUUCCCAGCCCUGGCACUCGCCCUGCGCUGCCUGCGCCUGCUGCCCGCCCGCCCCCAUGCCCCUCCCGGGGGUCUCUGCCUGCGGCUGCAGGUGCUGGGCCGGUGCCUGGCGGUGGUGGAGGCCGCCCACGCGUGGCUGACGGGCCGGGCYGGACGGUACCUGGCGGCCUGGGCAUUGCCUCAGUUCCUGCUGCUCACCCAGGGAGACCUGCAGGUGCUGAAGGCAGAGGCGGAGCAGCUGAUGCUGCAGGUGAGCGGGACCUUCCCAGAGCCAGGGGACGCCCAUGGGGACACCCCCCAUGAGGCACUCCCGAUCCCGGGGACCCCAUGGGARCUCCAGCUGUGCCGGCAGAUCCACGACGUGACCAACAGCAUCCAGCUCUUCUCCGGGGAUGUGCUCCGGAUGUUCUCCACCAGCUGCAAGCGGCUCUCGGCCGAGAUCUUUGACCAGACAAUGCCACUGGGCCGGCACUGGCGGCUUGGGCCACGUGCCGAGCUGCCCAGCUCCCCCAGCGCGUACGCGGCCGCCGCGGUGCAGGCGGUGCUGGGGCAGGUGCUGCAGGGGGCCCAGGCUCUGCCCCACGAUGCCCAGGCACCCACCUUGGCACGGGUCACCACGGCCUUCCUGGAGGCAUGGAUGGAUCAUAUCCUGACCCGMCGGAUCAAAUUCAGGCUCGGACGAAGGCGCCCACCCCCUGGAACCAUCCAUGGAUCCUCUCCCUGGGCUGGACCCUCUGGAGGGGCCRGGCACAAUCCCAGGGACACCCCCGCUGACUCCGGAGGCCGAUCUCCCGUUCCGUCCCGAAUCCCCGUUCCCGGGCAGCCAGCAGCAGUGGCUGUCCCUGCGGCUGCACCGCGCCCGCCGCUGGCGUGUGCCGGGGCUCCCGUGCGUCGGGAACAGCCCCGAGGGCUGACCCAGAAUAAACCUGGCAACAYCAUGGCCGUGGCUGUGUCUGUGGGUGCGGGUCUGGCUUCACUGSGGUGUGAUCCUGGGAUUUCAGCUGGGACCAGUUGCUGGUGGGUAGGAUCUAACUGGAAUUCUUGGCAGGACAGCUGGGGUGUCCUGGGUGGUCCUAAGGAAGGCUGGGAGUCCACGGAUGUGCUUUGGUUAUCCCCGAGAGGUUGAGGGGAGAUCAACGGGCACAAUAAAGCGGACGUGAGGCGCGUGGACUGGGUGGCAGGGGGCUUGGGGACAUUSUGCGGUGUCGCUGUCCCCUCGGGGCCGGUUUGGGUUGAGCGGGGUCCCUGGAGGACCGAA
Messenger RNA from Malurus melanocephalus (red-backed fairy wren), 3218 nucleotides. It is a transcript of the gene CCDC142, whose product is annotated as coiled-coil domain containing 142. NCBI's taxonomy places the organism in Eukaryota, Metazoa, Chordata, Aves, Passeriformes, Maluridae. The transcript has 10 exons. The record is from RefSeq and is a predicted model, not a curated record. The coding region runs from base 261 to 3086 and encodes 941 amino acids.